AGAGAUGUCUUUCUACCGAAACACCGUUUGGUUCCUGAAGGGUCUACAGGAAUAUACGAAGAGCGGUUAUGAGGCGGCAGAGAGGCGCUUCACUCCGGCCGAUCUGGAUGUGAGCGUAAACGGCCGCUCGUUCAUCAUCACCGGGGCGAACAGCGGCAUCGGUAAAGCCGCCGCCUACGAAAUCGCCAAAAGAGGUGGGACUGUACACCUGGUAUGCAGAAAUAAAGAUCGCGCAGAGGAGGCCAGAAAAGACAUUGUGGAGCAAAGUAAAAGUGAGAAUGUCCAUGUUCACUUAGUUGACAUGUCCAGCCCCAGGAAAGUGUGGGAGUUUGCCAGUGGUUUUUCUCAGAACCAUAAUCUACAUGUUCUGAUCAAUAAUGCAGGUUGCAUGGUCAAUCAAAGAGAACUGACUGAGGAUGGCUUGGAGAAGAACUUUGCGACAAACACACUUGGGACCUAUAUACUGACAACAGCACUGAUUCCAACACUGAAGAGGUCAGAAAAUCCCAGAGUGAUCACUGUGUCGUCUGGUGGAAUGCUGGUUCAGAAAUUAAAUGUGGAGGACCUUCAGUUUGAAAAAAGUUCUUUUGAUGGCACCAUGGCUUAUGCACAAAACAAGAGGCAACAGGUGAUCAUGACUGAACAAUGGGCAACUCAGCACAAAGAAAUUCACUUCUCCUCCAUGCAUCCAGGCUGGGCAGACACUCCAGCUGUACGCUCAUCCAUGCCUGAUUUUUAUGAGAAAAUGAAGAAUAAGCUGCGCACUGAAGCGCAGGGUGCUGACACAGUGGUGUGGCUGGCCGUAUCGGAUGCUGCCAGCAGACAACCCAGUGGCCUCUUCUUUCAAGACAGAAAAGCGGUUUCUACACAUUUGCCUUUGGCCUUCUCCAAAACUCCUCCAGCUGAAGACCAGAAAUUGAUGAACCUGUUGGAGGAGCUGGCUGACAAAUUCAAGAACUAAUCAGUUGAGUUUCAAAUUUCAGCAGCCAAAUCUGAAGUGUACUCAUCAUUCCACUAAGAGACUGGUAUUCAUUCUUAAUAAUGGUAAGAAUUGCAAAGAUGUAACAAAAAGGAUUAACCACAACAACCUGAAUUGUUUGCUGGUGCUUAUUUUCCAAUAUUCUGAAAAUCUACACUCCUAUUCAUUACUCUACUCUAUUAGUUGAGACACUAAAACACCCGUUUCUGCUAAUGAAAUGUUGGAAUAUGGAGUUUCUCAAGUAAAAUGUCAUCAAUGUUGUUUACAUGCAUUGCACCUAUUCAUAUUUGAAGCAUCAAUGUUAAAGCUGCUUUUUUGUUUUUUCAGAAAAUUGUUAAAAAUGAAGUACAACAACGUUUGCACUGUUGAUUAAUCAGACAACUUUUGCAAUCUCUAAAUAACCAAAGAUUUUAUUCCUAAAUCUAAACCUGCUAUUUCAAAAUUGAAUCAGUUUUAAAUUGGCCUCUUGCUGGCCUAAAAAGUGAUUUCAAGACUGAAUAGCUGCGUAAGACAUACUAGUCAUAUUAUCAUGACAAUAUAUCACUGUGUGAACAAAUAUCAUAUUGAAUAAAUAAAUAAAUAUUAUAGAUUAUG
Molecule: messenger RNA, 1573 nt
Organism: Danio rerio (zebrafish)
Lineage: Eukaryota; Metazoa; Chordata; Actinopteri; Cypriniformes; Danionidae
Gene: dhrs12
Product: dehydrogenase/reductase (SDR family) member 12
Source: RefSeq, marked provisional